CGGAAGUGUGCACACGCUUAAAGGAGGCGGCCAUCUUGUUCUUAUUUCCUGUAGCAGCCAACGGCACGCCAGUGUCUUUUGGAAGAGAAUAACUCAUCGUCAUGGGUCGUAUGCACGCUCCGGGAAAGGGUAUAUCCCAGUCUGCGCUUCCAUACAGACGGAGCGUACCGACUUGGCUGAAACUUACGCCCGACGAUUGUAAAGAUCUUAUUUUUAAAUUGGCAAAAAAAGGUCAUACCCCGUCGCAAAUCGGUGUUGUUCUUCGUGACUCUCAUGGCGUCGCUCAAGUUCGUUUUCGCACAGGGAACAAAAUCCUCAGGAUUGUCAAGAGCAUGGGACUUGCCCCUGAUCUACCCGAAGAUCUCUAUUACCUGAUCAAGAAAGCGGUCAAGAUACGCAAGCAUUUGGAACGUAAUCGCAAGGACACAGACAGCAAAUUCCGUUUGAUUCUUGUUGAAUCAAGAAUCCAUAGGCUCGGUCGCUAUUACAAAUCCAAGGGCUCUCUUGCACCCAACUGGAAAUAUGAGAGCUCAACCGCCAGUGCUCUUGUCGCUUAAUUCCAUCAUGCUUUAUAUUUACGUUGUAUCAAUAAAUCUGACUUAUUGAUUCAUA
Venturia canescens is the source of this 612-nucleotide messenger RNA. It is a transcript of the gene RpS13, whose product is annotated as ribosomal protein S13. Gene Ontology annotation, cellular component: nucleolus; ribosome; cytosolic small ribosomal subunit. The transcript is spliced from 3 exons. NCBI's taxonomy places the organism in Eukaryota, Metazoa, Arthropoda, Insecta, Hymenoptera, Ichneumonidae. The coding region runs from base 102 to 557 and encodes 151 amino acids. The record is from RefSeq and is a predicted model, not a curated record. Gene Ontology annotation, molecular function: structural constituent of ribosome; small ribosomal subunit rRNA binding. Gene Ontology annotation, biological process: translation.